GGAGGACAUGGUUUUGAAGUUCAUGUCUGAUUUGAAUGGCGUAGAAAUUGGGGAAACAUAAUUCUAAAGGUUGCUGCAGAACUAAUUGUAAGAGAAUGGACCAGAAAUUCUUGUAUGCUUUCCGAGGUUGGAUUGCGUUUGUUGCUUUCAUGGAUAUGGGUACAGCAGCCCGUUGUUAUAUAGAAAAGCGGUCGUUUCUUGGUGAACACGCUUAUAAGAAAACUAUUGGACUCCAGUACGAGGAUCCAACAUUGCCAAGAAUAUUAGGAAUUUAUUCCAUUUUGAAAGCUCUUGCUUUAAUUCAUUGCACCUUAUAUAUACAUUAUAAACCAGUUGUGAGCUUGGGAAUAUGUUCCCUUGUUGUAACAAUUCUAAUGUACUGCACUGAAGUGUUGUAUUUCUACUCCACAACACUAUCUUUUUAUGUGAUCUUCCCAUGCAUAUUGAAUGCCCUGACUCUGAUAGGACUGAUCGUGUUGCCUAAGAGAUUGAUUGAUGCUCCUGCAGUUCCUGAAGAUGAGAAUGCAGAAUUGCUGAGGCAAGCAGCAGUCUUCAAACGAAGAAGACCUAAGAAAGUAAACUAAUCUAAGCUGUUUACUGCCAUUUAUUCUUGUAGUUAAAGUUUAUUUAAGCCUGUAGAUAUAAAGAAUAACAUAGUAGUAUGUUUCGCGAUAUUUAUAACCAUUUUGGUAAUUUAUUCUCUGACUGGCCAUCUCAGGAUUGUUUAUUCUUGUCUUUAAACACUGGUAAAAUAUUUUUAUUAGUCAUAUGCAUGCUCAUCAUAGGUGCAACUAAUAAACCUGCCGGUUACACAUUUUGGAUUGACUAUUUUGUUUUUAUAACAAUGAUGUAAAUGUGUAGCGUGAAUUUACAAAUUUUAUAAAUAAUAUCUUAUAUAUCAACUGAUCUUCUAGGUUGUGAUAAUAUGUAGUCUUGUAGGUGGUUAUCAGUGUUGGGAGGAAUAUAUUGCCUGUCCUCAGGGUUGAAAUAACCCUGGAGAUGGAAGUGAUUUGUUCCUCUGCAUCACAACUCAGGAGAUCACAGUCAACAACUUCACCACCACCACGAAAACCUCAAAUCUCUAAUGAUAUCUUAAAUGAACUUGUGAAUAAAGUAAUAUAUAUAUAUAUAUAUAUAUAAUGUUACUAUCUAAUUUAUACUUCAGGACUUUGCACUGAAAGUUAUAUACAUGUACUAAUUUAUUUUAUAUUAUAGUAUAACACAUAAAAGAUGCUGUGUAAUUCUUGUUUCAAAUUAUGAAAUUUGAAACAUUGCAAUACAAAUAAUUUUAGAAUGAUAUAAAUGAGAUUUUGAAAGUGGUAAGAUUACAUUGUAAACAAAUUCUUGUUCUAUUCUGUAACAUUUUCCUUGUACAUGUUAUAUUAUGUAUUAUUAUUAACAUUUAAUACUGGAAUGAAACAAUACUUUUCUCUGUAAAUAAAGUUAAAUAUUCCUUUAUAGUA
Molecule: messenger RNA, 1463 nt
Organism: Zootermopsis nevadensis
Lineage: Eukaryota; Metazoa; Arthropoda; Insecta; Blattodea; Termopsidae
Cellular component (GO): membrane; endoplasmic reticulum
Molecular function (GO): protein-macromolecule adaptor activity
Source: RefSeq, a predicted model, not a curated record